UGCAGAAGGAAUGAGGAGUGAAGAGCCCCAGGAGACCAUGGAAGACAGCUGGAGGCCUGACGACACUGCAGGGCAGGGUGACCCCUGUCCUGGGCUGGCGCCCACGGCUCCCGGCCACCUAGGGGCGCCAUACUCCGAGGCCUGGGGCUACUUCCAUCUAGCCCCGGCUGGGCCAGGGCACCCGACAGGCACCUGGGCCACCUGCCGGCUGUGUGGGGAGCAAGUGGGCGGCCACCCGGGCUUCCAGGCGUGGACGGGGGCGCUGUGGCGGCACCUGAGCCGCGCACACCUGCGGGAGCUGGAGAAGAGCGCAGCUCGGAGCUCUCCGCCCACCGUGCCCUGCCCACCGCCGCCGCCCAGCCCCGCCAUGGCUGCCGAGGGCGACUGGGCAUGCCUGUUGGAGCAAAUGAGCUUACUGGCCGCGCGAGGCAGCCGGCGUGAGCUGGAGCUGGAGCGGCGGGAGGCGGCCCUAAGGCAGGCGGAGCGCGCGCUGGAGCGCAGGCGCCGGGCUCUGCGGCAGGAGGAGCGCGCCAUGGCACAGGCACGCCGCCAGCUCCAGGCCGAGCGCGACGCGCUGAGAGCGUGGAUGCGAGAGCACAGCCCAGAUGCAGGGGGCCCGGCGCCAUCCUCUCCCAGGCCUCCACCCCUCAAGGAGGACCCUGAUGGGGAUGUCCAGGACGAUGUGAUCACCAAAGUCCUGUUGUAGUGAGGCCUCUCCAUGCAU
Acomys russatus (golden spiny mouse) is the source of this 724-nucleotide messenger RNA. RefSeq names its product zinc finger BED-type containing 3 (gene Zbed3). The transcript has a single exon. Lineage: Eukaryota; Metazoa; Chordata; Mammalia; Rodentia; Muridae. Gene Ontology annotation, biological process: regulation of transcription by RNA polymerase II. The coding region runs from base 11 to 706 and encodes 231 amino acids. Gene Ontology annotation, molecular function: transcription cis-regulatory region binding. The record is from RefSeq and is a predicted model, not a curated record.